AUCCUCUUCGCUUCUUUAAACUACAAAACCCACGAAAACCUCAACCAAAUUUCUUGAUUUCACUUAUUACAGAACCUUCAAUGGAAGACAAUCAUGUCAGCCAUGAUCAUGAAGAACACAUAGAACUGCCUCCAGGCUUCCGGUUUCAUCCUACUGACGACGAACUCAUAAUUCACUACUUAUAUCGGAAGGUGUUUGAUGAUUCUUUUGCAAGUCGAGCCAUUGGAGACGUUGAUUUGAACAAAUUCGAGCCAUGGGAGCUUCCAUUGAGGGCGAAAAUUGGGGAGAAAGAAUGGUAUUUCUUUUGUGUUAGAGAUCGAAAAUACCCAACUGGUUUAAGAUCGAAUAGAGCUACAGAAAUGGGGUAUUGGAAGGCUACAGGGAAAGAUAGAGAAAUUUAUAAAUCAAAAACACUUGUGGGAAUGAAGAAAACUCUUGUGUUUUAUAAAGGUAGAGCUCCGAAAGGAGAAAAGACGAACUGGAUCAUGCAUGAGUAUAGAUUAGAAGGAAGAUUAAAGAAUCUCUCUGCAUCAUCAAAGGGUGAGUGGGUGAUUAGUAAGGUAUUUGAAAAAAAUUGUGGAGGGAAGAAAAUUCACAUUUCUGGGGUUUCGGGCAUUAAUUGCAAUUCCUAUGAAGAUGAAUUAGAGCCUUCAAAUUUGCCUCCAUUAAUGGAUGUCUCAAGAACAAUAUCCGAAUCUAUCCAAGAACAGAAACCUACCAAGGAAGACUUGAUUGAAACUUACAACAAAUCAAUUUCCAUGAUGCCUUCAAUGAAUGAUAAUAUUUUUGGGUUUUCAAACAACCAAAUGGUUCCAAACAUUGAAUACUUGCAGUACUAUGAUCCUUCAAUUCUCAUGCUCUUGAUUGAUAAAGAUGAUCAUUCAAACAUGCAACAAAACCCAAAAAGUGAAUUUGGGAACAAUCAAGAUUAUGCCAUGAAUUUAGCUGGAUUAGUGGACCUUGAUUGGGUUUGGAAUUAUUAAGUUUAUAGAGUUGCAUGAAAGGUUUAGUAUCUUUUUGAUUAAUUCUAAUGAUUUGAAGGAAAUUAAGGCGGAUUUAAAACAUGUAAAUUAUCAAAGUAGUGGGGUUUUGUUGUUUGGUUUGAGGAAACGAUUUGUUGUUAUAAGUAUACGAAC
This is a messenger RNA of Lactuca virosa, 1136 nucleotides long. The record is from the annotation of a GenBank genome assembly. Lineage: Eukaryota; Viridiplantae; Streptophyta; Magnoliopsida; Asterales; Asteraceae.